UGCUAGCCUGGAGCUCGCGACGGCGUCUUGCAUUCGCAUUCACUAGCAAGCACUUCGCUGAUCGACCUCCCCUGAUCUGUCAGGCUAGUCGGGGAAACCCGCGUGCCCUCUUUCGCUGGUGGGCCUGCCCCUGAAUUUGCACUAUGUCUUGAGCUUGGGUUAUGACGCUUGCCCCGGGGCUCCUGAGGCAAUGAGGCAGCAACCCUGAUCCUGGGCAAGGUCCUGGGGCGACGGCGGGCCAAAGUUCAGGACCCGCGGACCGCGGUCGCGGCAGUAGCCGAGUGGACCCCGGACAGCGCCCUCUCGAUGCCAACAAGACUGGUAGGACGUGCGAUACAACUUCUUUUGCCCCAAGCCAACCUGGCCUUUGAGCGUGACGAACCUCUGGCAAGACUGCUUCUUGCUGACAGCAGAAACGCCAGUCUGCUUCCAGAGAUACAAAAUUGUAUACUUAAUGUGCAUGAUAGCAUGUUUCAGCUUCGCUUUGGGGCAUUCAAGUUGCCUUCGGUACUUUGCAUCCGGCUUCGCUUGUAGCCGUUAUGGCUCAUUUCCACUUCCCGCUUUAUGCAUUCAGAUAGAUUUAACGCCUGAUAUCAAGACUAAUUCGCGCCGUCUGCAUUGGUGCAUGCAGCGCGCCAAACGCAGAGGACCGCUCGCUGCAAGGCCGUACACCUCAUCGCGGAUGAGGAGCGCGUUUCCAGUCAAAAGCUUCUGCUUCCGCUUUGCCAAAGUUGUCUGACCCUUCAGUCCGAACAACCCACUUACAAUCAUGGCCCUCUCUAUGAAGAUGCGCGCCAACGCGCGCGUGGUGUCCGGUCGCCGCGUCGCCGCUGUGGCCCCCCGCGUGGUGCCCUUCUCGUCGGCCUCCAGCUCCGUGCUGCGCUCUGGCUUCGCCGCUGAGGUGUCUGUGGACAUCCGCCGCGUGGGCCGCUCUCGCAUCGUCGUCGAGGCGGUGAAGAAGUCGGUUGGCGACCUGCACAAGGCUGACCUGGAGGGCAAGCGCGUGUUCGUCCGCGCGGACCUGAACGUGCCUCUUGACAAGGCCACCCUGGCCAUCACCGACGACACCCGCAUUCGCGCGGCCGUCCCCACCCUGAAGUACCUGCUGGACAACGGUGCUAAGGUCCUGCUGACCUCGCACCUGGGUCGCCCGAAGGGCGGUCCCGAGGACAAGUACCGCCUGACCCCCGUGGUGGCCCGCCUGUCGGAGCUGCUGGGCAAGCCCGUGACCAAGGUCGAUGACUGCAUCGGCCCCGAGGUGGAGAAGGCGGUGGGCGCCAUGAAGAACGGCGAGCUGCUGCUGCUGGAGAACGUCCGCUUCUACAAGGAGGAGGAGAAGAACGAGCCCGAGUUCGCCAAGAAGCUGGCCGCCAACGCCGACCUGUACGUGAACGACGCGUUCGGCACUGCCCACCGCGCCCACGCCUCCACCGAGGGUGUGACCAAGUUCCUGAAGCCCUCCGUGGCCGGCUUCCUGCUGCAGAAGGAGCUGGACUACCUUGAUGGCGCCGUGUCCAACCCCAAGCGCCCCUUCGUGGCCAUUGUGGGCGGCUCCAAGGUGUCCUCCAAGAUCACCGUCAUUGAGGCGCUGAUGGAGAAGUGCGACAAGAUCAUCAUCGGCGGUGGCAUGAUCUUCACCUUCUACAAGGCCCGCGGCCUGAAGGUGGGCUCCUCCCUGGUUGAGGACGACAAGAUCGAGCUGGCCAAGAAGCUGGAGGAGAUGGCCAAGGCCAAGGGUGUGCAGCUGCUGCUGCCCACCGACGUGGUGGUGGCCGACAAGUUCGACGCCAACGCCAACACCCAGACCGUGCCCAUCACCGCCAUCCCCGAUGGCUGGAUGGGUCUGGACAUUGGCCCGGACUCCGUCAAGACCUUCAACGACGCCCUGGCCGACGCCAAGACCGUUGUGUGGAACGGCCCCAUGGGUGUGUUCGAGUUCCCCAAGUUCGCCAACGGCACCGUGUCGAUCGCCAACACCCUGGCCGGCCUGACGCCCAAGGGCUGCAUCACCAUCAUUGGUGGCGGUGACUCCGUGGCUGCCGUCGAGCAGGCCGGCGUUGCCGAGAAGAUGAGCCACAUCUCCACCGGCGGCGGUGCCUCCCUGGAGCUGCUGGAGGGCAAGGUCCUGCCCGGCGUGGCCGCCCUGGACGAGAAGUAAAUUGCUCGCAAUUGAAUAAGAACAGUUGCCGUGUAGUUUACGUGUGGACAGAGGUUGAGAUGGCUCUCGGGUCGGUUGUUCGGGAGUGGCGGAGUGUGUUUCGGGUUGUUGGUUUGGUCAUGACGACUUGAGUGGUUGCAGAAAGGGGAGUGUUCCGGAUCCGGGGGCCUCUUGUAUGGGGUCAUGAUUUGGUGCCGACAGCGAAAGCCUGGGAGCCCUGGGCGUCUGGGCCCCGGUGCUGAAUGCGGGCUGACGCCGGGGGAGUGAAAGAACUCCUUUGACCGAGCGUAUCGUGUACAUGAGAGAAGAGACAUGAGCUUUCGCUGAGGCACACUGGCUCCGUAGGCAGGGAUUUUGCGCUCCCCUGAGUGUUCACGGAUUGCCGUACGUAGGCCUGCAGGAUGUGUAAGAAAACAAAUAU
Messenger RNA from Chlamydomonas reinhardtii, 2579 nucleotides. RefSeq lists its product as uncharacterized. The record is from RefSeq and is a predicted model, not a curated record. Gene Ontology annotation, molecular function: phosphoglycerate kinase activity; ATP binding; ADP binding. Gene Ontology annotation, cellular component: cytosol. Bases 770 to 2158 code for a protein of 462 amino acids. Gene Ontology annotation, biological process: glycolytic process; gluconeogenesis. NCBI's taxonomy places the organism in Eukaryota, Viridiplantae, Chlorophyta, Chlorophyceae, Chlamydomonadales, Chlamydomonadaceae. The transcript is spliced from 9 exons.